Molecule: messenger RNA, 1239 nt
Organism: Sparassis crispa
Lineage: Eukaryota; Fungi; Basidiomycota; Agaricomycetes; Polyporales; Sparassidaceae
Product: Probable nicotinate
Exons: 10
Coding region: 1-1239 (412 amino acids)
Biological process (GO): NAD+ biosynthetic process
Molecular function (GO): nicotinate phosphoribosyltransferase activity
Source: RefSeq, a predicted model, not a curated record
AUGUCCGGACAAGUUGUUCUCCCAGCGUCCAUCCUGGACACAGACCUCUACAAGCUCACGAUGCAGCAGGCAGUGCUGCACCACUUUCCAGACGUGCAAGCCACAUAUCAUUUCACUCACCGGGACAAGAACGUCUUUUUCACUCGAGAGUGUAUCCAGCAAUUCCAGCUAUCCAUCUCCAAGUUUGGCGAUCUGCAACUCUCCGACUCCGAGCGUGUCUGGCUCAAAGCAACCUGUCCGUACUUCACUGACAACUAUCUGGACUUCCUAUCCGCCUAUAGAUUCAAGGUUGACCAAGUCCAGGUGCAUUUCAUUCCCCUCCCUGAUGACGCUGCCUUCGGUCAUUUGGAGAUCGAAGCUUCCGGAUCUUGGGUGGACACUAUUAUGUGGGAGGUGCCUUUGAUGGCUUGUCUCAGCGAGAUAUAUUUCCGAAUGGUUGACACCGAUUGGAGCUACGAUGGUCAAGAGGAGUCCGCGUAUCGUAAAGGGCAGACUUUACUCGCAGCAGGAUGCAUAUUCAGCGAAUUUGGCACCCGACGACGACGUUCGUACCAUACACAAGACAUCGUCGUUGGCGGGCUACUUCGUGCUGCGAAAUCCACCGACUCCGGAAAGUUGCUCGGCACGAGUAAUGUUCAUCUUGCUCACAAGUACAACCUCAUGCCGGUGGGAACUAUCGCACAUGAGUGGUUCAUGGGUAUUGGUGCAUUGAAGGGCUAUGAACAUGCCAAUUGGCUAGCGCUCAGUCUCUGGGAGCAGGUGUACCCUCACGAUCUCCUAUUGGCGUUGACAGACACCUUUUCAACCGAGGCUUUUUACAAGGAUUUUAUACAACAUCCGGAAGAAGCCCGAAGGUGGACUGGAUUGCGCCAAGAUUCUGGUGAUCCGUUUGUAUUUGCGCCCCGCGCCCGGGAAGUCUAUCAGCAGUUAGGAAUAAAUCUACAUGACAAGACCAUAAUUUUUUCUGAUGCCUUGAAUGUGGACAAAGCACUGAAAUUGAAGAAACAGUGUGAUGAAUUGGGCAUCAAUGCAUCAUUUGGCAUUGGGACGUCGCUAACCAAUGAUUUCAAGAGCUUAUCAAGUGGGGGUGCAGCCCAAAGCAGAGCUCUGAAUAUGGUUAUCAAACUUGCUGCAGUAAACAGUAGACCGUGUGUGAAAAUCAGUGAUGAAUUGACCAAGAACACUGGUGAUCCUAAAACAGUGCGCUUAGUGAAGAAUAUUUUUGGUAUCAAUGUUUAA